Magnolia sinica is the source of this 3155-nucleotide messenger RNA. Its product is annotated as phosphatidylinositol 4-phosphate 5-kinase 1-like. Bases 327 to 2630 code for a protein of 767 amino acids. Gene Ontology annotation, molecular function: ATP binding; 1-phosphatidylinositol-4-phosphate 5-kinase activity. The record is from RefSeq and is a predicted model, not a curated record. The transcript is spliced from 8 exons. NCBI's taxonomy places the organism in Eukaryota, Viridiplantae, Streptophyta, Magnoliopsida, Magnoliales, Magnoliaceae. Gene Ontology annotation, biological process: phosphatidylinositol metabolic process.
CAAGGCGAUUCCGUCAGGUCGCGUCGCGAUGAAACCAGAGCCAGGGGCAUCCGAGCCAUUUUCUAACAAAGACAAGGAUAUUCUCGUCAUUCCAGGCCAAAAAGAGCCGAGCUGGGGUAUAUUACCUUAGAGCAACGUUCCCAAGGCAAGCCUCUCUCUCUCUCUCUCUCUCUGGUCUUCCCUGCUUCUCUGUGAAGAGCGGGACAUUUUAUCCUGUAAUCAUUCAUUUGAUGGUUUGGUAGUCCACCGGCAAGAGGUCCUGAUCUUGAGAGAUGCUGCCUCCCUCUCUGAGGAAGAUUCCAGGCUUCCCUCACAUCUGACUCAGAAUGCGGGAGUUUUCAGGCGAUGAAGCUACCGAGUCACCCAACAAGAAGAAGCAGGACUACCAUAAGGAGCUUGUGGUGGUCUCUGUACCACCAGCUUCCGUGCCCCGAGCCCGAUCCCAGUCCACUACCCGCCGUGUAACACCCACCAGCCCCACCUCAGCGACCACCGCCCCCUCCGCUGCCGUCGUCGUCGAGAAGCUACUCCCCAACGGCGACCUCUAUACCGGCAGCUUCGCCGGAAACGCCCCCCACGGCACCGGAAAGUACCUCUGGAAGGACGGAUGCAUGUAUGAGGGCGAGUGGCGCCGCGGAAAGGCAGCGGGUCGAGGGAAGUUCUCGUGGCCCUCGGGCGCCACAUACGAGGGCGAGUUCAAGGCCGGCCGCAUGGACGGCAUCGGCACCUUCACGGGAUCUGACGGCGACACUUACGUCGGAUCGUGGGCCGCGGACCGCAAGCACGGCUUCGGCCAGAAGAGCUACGCCAACGGAGAUUUCUACGAAGGGGCGUGGCGACGUAAUUUGCAGGAAGGCCAGGGGCGGUAUGUGUGGAGGAAUGGGAAUGAGUACGUUGGGGAAUGGAAGAACGGGGUCAUUUCUGGAAGAGGGGUUUUGAUCUGGGCGAACGGGAACCGUUACGACGGGCUCUGGGAAAACGGUGUUCCGAAAGGAGGCGGAGUUUUCACGUGGCCAGACGGGAGCUGCUACGUCGGGAGCUGGAGUAAAGAUCCGAAUUGCCAGCUGAAUGGCACCUUUUAUCCCGGCGGCAACGGGAAGGAGAUGAAUCAGAGGCGGAGUCCGACUGUUUCCCCAUUCGAAGAGAACUACAGUAAUUUCCCACUGCGGAAGAGAUCUUCAGUGGAUGGGGAUGCCAGGGGGAGCUUGGCGGAGCGGAAUUUCCCCCGAAUUUGUAUUUGGGAAUCGGACGGGGAUGCUGGGGAUAUCACCUGCGAUAUCAUCGAUAACGUUGAGGCUUCGAUGUUUUACAGGGACGGGACGGGGUUGGAUCCAGGUGGGGCCGCAGAGAAGCGGCGGAGCCCCUGCUAUUUCACAGGCGACGUCAAGAAGCCCGGGCAGACAAUAUCAAAGGGGCAUAAGAACUAUGAUCUGAUGCUUAAUUUGCAAUUGGGGAUUAGGUAUUCGGUUGGGAAACCGGCUGCAUUUCAGAUGCGGGAGCUCAGGCCUGCAGAUUUCGACCCGAGGGAGAAGUUCUGGACGAAGUUCCCGUCGGAAGGUUCAAAGGUCACUCCCCCUCAUCAGUCGGUGGAGUUCCGGUGGAAGGAUUACUGCCCCAUGGUUUUCAGACAUCUGAGGAAACUAUUUGAGGUAGAUCCAGCUGAUUACAUGUUAGCCAUCUGCGGCAACGAUGCGCUGAGAGAGCUGUCUUCUCCAGGGAAGAGUGGUAGUUUCUUCUACCUGACCCAGGACGAUCGUUUCAUGAUAAAGACAGUUAAGAAAUCAGAAGUGAAGGUGCUUCUUCGAAUGCUUCCCAGUUACUACCAACAUGUUUGUCGGUAUGAGAAUUCGCUGGUCACAAAGUUCUUUGGCGUGCAUUGUGUUAAGCCAGUUGGUGGCCAAAAGGUCCGCUUCAUUGUAAUGGGCAAUUUGUUCUGCUCAGAGUACUGUAUCCACAAGCGAUUUGACCUGAAAGGAUCCUCCCAUGGCCGUACCAUUGAGAAGGCCGAAGGGGAGAUUGAUGAAACAACCACCCUAAAGGACCUUGAUCUCAAUUAUGUGUUUCGCUUGCAACGAUCUUGGUACAAAGAUCUUCUCAGACAAAUCGAUCGGGACUGUGAAUUCUUGGAAGCAGAGAGGAUCAUGGAUUACAGUCUCUUGGUGGGUAUUCACUUCCGUGACGACCUUUCUGCUGGGAUGUCACCAAUGGCUUCGCCGCCCAGCAAAAGGGAAUCAUUUCAAGGUGAAAGAAGUGUAUCUGAAUGUCGCCUCGUGGAAGCAGAGAGACGUGACAUGGAUCGGAUUCUCUCUGGCCGGAAACCGUUGAUACGGUUGGGGGCAAACAUGCCUGCAAGGGCGGAGCAGGUGGCAAGACGAAGUGAUUAUGAUCAAUAUCAAUCAUACCCCUUGUGCGGUGGUGGGUCGACGCCUUCCCGCAGUGGAGAGAUAUCCGAUGUGAUCCUCUACUUUGGGAUAAUUGACAUCCUCCAAGACUACGACAUCAGCAAGAAGCUGGAGCAUGCUUACAAGUCCUUGCAGGUUGAUCCCGCCUCAAUUUCAGCCGUGGAUCCGAAGCUCUACUCUAAGAGAUUCCGAGAUUUCAUACGGAAGAUCUUCAUUGAGGACAAGUGAGCGUCAAGAGUGGUGAAAAGAAAUCAGAAUUCCCUAGACCACGGUCGAUGCUAUCGGCAAUGUGGGAGACUGAAGAAUCGGGGAGGUUUUCAUGAACGGUGAUCGAUGUCCCUCCGAUCGGUUGUGGCGGGCCACAUGGAAUAUGACCAUUAUAUAGGUGGGGCCUGGCCGGGGCAGGCCAGGUCAGGGUCGGGCCGGGACAGCCAAAAUUUGGAAGAAUUGGGAGAUGGGUAUGUGGUGUUGGGCUGAAUUUUGGAGCUCAGCCUUUGGGAAUUUGUAUAUGCCAAUGGGAGGGGUGAAUUGGAUUAUAUUUUUUCACCUUUUUUCUUGUUUUGUUUUGUUUUUCUUAUCUUUUCUUCUUUUGGGUUAAGUGAAGAAGAUGUGAGUAGGAAGAAAGAAGAAAUGGAUAGAGAGAGCGCUUUGCUUCCGAAAGAUUUCAAGUGGGGGUAUUAUUGGGAAUAAGGAAUGUACAGUGAAAGAUAGAGAGCGAUGAUGAAUUUAAAUUUUUUCUUUUCCUUUUUUUUU